Messenger RNA from Hypomesus transpacificus, 6489 nucleotides. It is a transcript of the gene sh3pxd2aa, whose product is annotated as SH3 and PX domains 2Aa. Gene Ontology annotation, molecular function: superoxide-generating NADPH oxidase activator activity; phosphatidylinositol binding; protein binding. Gene Ontology annotation, biological process: superoxide anion generation. Lineage: Eukaryota; Metazoa; Chordata; Actinopteri; Osmeriformes; Osmeridae. The record is from RefSeq and is a predicted model, not a curated record. The transcript is spliced from 14 exons. Bases 277 to 3606 code for a protein of 1109 amino acids.
UUUCACGCCAAACUUGGCCUGAGUCAUUGACAGAAGAUCUGCAAAAUCCACUGGCGACUGGCAGCUGGAAUAGCAUGAAUUGAGUUGUAUGAUCUGUGAGCGCAAUUACGCACGAUGCGAUUUAGAUUUUUUUUCUUCCUGCAACGCUGACUUCAUUUCAUUAGUCACUUUGCACUUGCAUCCCAGUUAUGAUUAAAUCAGUAUGACUGGCCUCCGAAGACUUUGUUACUGAUCGGUAUCCUAAAAAUAUUUUAUGUGCAAAUAACAUUUACCAAGAUGCAAGUCCGAACUGUCCUGGAAGUUAAAGUUGUUGAUGUACAGAAGAGGCGGAAUCCUUCCAAACAUUAUGUUUACCUCAUCAGUGUCACAUACUCUGACACUGCGUGUCAUGUCAUCUACAGGAGAUACAGCAAGUUCUUUGACCUACAGAUGCAGCUUCUUGACAAAUUCCCAAUUGAGGGAGGACAAAAGGACCCCAAAAAGAGGAUCAUUCCGUUCCUACCAGGUAAAGUCUUAUUCCGCCGGAGUCACAUCAGAGAUGUUGCUGUCAAACGAUUGAGACAUCUGGAUGACUACUGCAGAGCCCUCAUGAAACUUCCUCAACAUAUUUCCCAAAGUGAAGAAGUUCUCAGAUUUUUCGAGACCAACGCUGAAGAUCUCAACCCUCCCAAAGAAGAAUGUGGAGGCUCCUCGAAACGCAAGUCAGGUCUGGACGGCGCGGACCCCAUGCUGCUGGAGCAGUACGUGGUGGUGGCCAACUACGAGAAGCAGGAGAACGCGGAGAUCGGCCUGCAGGUGGGAGAGGUGGUGGACGUGAUUGAGAAGAGCGAGAGCGGCUGGUGGUUUGUGAGCACUGCAGAGGAGCAGGGCUGGGUCCCUGCUACCUACCUGAACUCCCACAGCGGAACACGGGAUGACCUGGAGCUGGGCGCCUCCAGGGCUGGAGAAGUCCCUAAACGCCGUAAGGCCCAUCUGAAGAGGCUGGACCGCAGAUGGACGUUGGGGGGGAUGGUCAGCAGGCAGCAGAGCCGAGAGGAGAAAUAUGUGACGGUCCAGCCGUACUCCAGCCAGGGGAAGGAUGAGAUUGCCUUUGAGAAGGGGGCCAUUGUUGAAGUCAUCCAGAAGAACCUGGAGGGAUGGUGGUUUAUCAGGUACCAGGACAAGGAGGGCUGGGCCCCGGCCUCCUACCUGAAGAAGGUGAAGGAUGACCUUUCACCCCGUAAGAAGACAGUGACAGGACCGGUGGAGAUUAUUGGAAACAUCAUGGAGAUCAGCAACCUGCUCAACAAGAGGACCCUGAGUGAGAGGGACGUGCAGGUGGAGGGCCUGCCUGAGGAGAGUCCCCAGGUGGCCAGGAGGGAGAUCAGUCUGCCCAUGCCCUGCCCUGACUCCUGCCCAGGCCCUGCUCUGCCGGAGAGCAAGGUCAAACCUGAGCCCGCCUCCCCAGCCGUGGCCCGCAUCGCUCCACACAGGAUUGAGAUUGGCUCCCCAAUCCUUAGGCAAAAGCCUCCUCCUCGAAGAGAUGCAACGCUGGGAUUUCAGUUACCUUCUCCUCCAGAGCCCCCUACAGUUGAAGCAGAGUACUACACCAUUGCAGAGUUCCAGUCAGGCAUAGCAGAUGGAAUCAGUUUUAAUGGAGGACAGAAAGCUGAUGUGAUAGAGAAGAACUCAGGGGGUUGGUGGUAUGUCCAGAUAGGAGAGAAGGAGGGCUGGGCUCCCUGCUCCUAUAUCGACAAACGCAAGAAACCCAACCUGAACCGACGAACCAGCACCCUCAGCAGGCCCAAAGUCCCGCCCCCAGCACCGCCGGUCAAGAAGCAGGAUUCCGAAGAGACAGCACCUCCCAGCAGCCCUGGCUCUGAGGCCCCAGAAUCCCCUGUGUCUCCUGGUCGACCAGCAUACGAGGAACCAGAGUACGACGUGCCUGCCAUCGGAGACCUGGACAUGGAGUCUGAGUUUGAGUUCCUGAGGGGAGAUGGCUCCUCGGUGGACGGAAAGAAUGAAGACGCCUCCUCCUCUCACCUGUCCUUCAAGCCCUCCCCAGCCUCCUCUGUCCACAGCGCCUCCUUCAAGAUGGGCGAGUCGUUUGAGGACGUGUCCCAAGAGGCUGAAGAGGAGUCGGAGGCGGUGGAGGAGUGCAUCUAUGAGAAUGACGGAUUCAGGCCCUUCAGAGAGACGUCAUGUACACAUUCCAGUGGUGACUCUGACUCCCCCAAGACAAAUGUCCCUUCAGAGACAAGCAGGCCAGCUCAUUGUCACUCCACCCCAGGGGGCAGGAGAGCGAGCAAGAAGAACCAGUCGGAGCUCAAUGGUAACCAGGUUCCUACCAAGCCUGAGGGAGGAGCCACCAGUCCCAGAGUCGUCUCCUCAGACUCCACCACUGACCUCUCCAAACAGUCCAGGAUGAAGAAAGAAAACAAGGAGGAGAGUAAGAUGGCAAUUACCAAGCCGAAGCCUGUGGUCAGACCCAAACCCCAGCUGGUCAAGAACUCCAGUGCUGAGAAAAUGGACAUCAGCAGUUUGAGAAGACAACUGAGGCCUACGGGGCAGCUGAAAAAUGGCACCUCCAAGGCAACCAAAGGUGAAGACUCCGAGACAGCGUCCGUCAUCUCCUCAGAGGACUCCUUCUCCUCCUACAGCACCUCCGACCUCUCCUCCACCUACUCCAAAGGCAGCCGGGGUGACUCAGACCUCGAGAGCUGCACCCUGUACCGCACCACAGACCCCUACGAGAAGGUCCAGGAGUCUGAGGUGAGCUUCCCGGGCGGGGUGGAGGUGGAGGUCCUGGAGAAGCAGGAGAGUGGCUGGUGGUACAUCCGCUGGGGCGAGGCAGAGGGCUGGGCUCCCACCUACUACCUGGAACCUGUCAGGCAGCCGGACGACGCGGCUGGGUCCGAGUCCGACGGGACCCCCACUAAGCCAGGCAGCCUGAGUAAGUCCAACAGCCUGGAGAAGAACGAGCAGAGGGUCCAGGCCCUUAACAACAUCAACCAGAACCUGAAGCGGAUCACCCCGCCCAUCCCCUCCAAGCCACCAGGGGGGCUAUCGAGGCCCUUGGGCCUGUUCAAUGGCUUUCAGAAGCAGAAGAAUGGGACCAAGCAGCAGUUGAUGGUCCGUCCCCAGUCAGUGUUCAUCUCAGCCCCCAUCAUAGACGCUCCCAGCCCUGUGGGGUCCCUCCGGAGGGGCGAGUCUCUCAACGCCACAGACCAUCCCCGCUCCAGUCCCACUGUCAAGCGCAAUGCCUCCUUCGAUACACCUCCUAGAGCACCUGCACCAAAGGGUAACGCGGCGUCACCCAAUAGGAACAAAUCCAGUAAGGGCAGCUCCGAGUUCUUGGGCCGUGGGCCUCAGAGAAACGACCUCACCACAUCCACAGUGAAGCCCAAACCCAUUGAGAAACACCACAUCAUCCACAACAACCUGAGAGAGCUCUACGUCUCCAUAGCGGAUUACCAUGGCGACGAGGAGACCAUGGGGUUCCCAGAGGGCACCAGUCUGGAAGUUCUAGACCGGAACCCUAACGGUUGGUGGUACUGUCAGGUUCUAGAUAGUGGCAAGCCCAGGAAAGGCUGGGUCCCAUCCAACUACCUGGAGAGAAAGCCAUAGGACUAGACACUUACAGUGGCUAAAGAGGUCGGGUUUGGGCCAGAGACUGAGAAGUUCAAGGUGAAACGUUUUACUAAAGGCAUUAUGAAGGCAUUAUGUUUGAAUAAAAGGUAACAGGAAUUUCCAACCUAGAUAGCAGCCUCUUUCAUAUCUAGCAGCAACAACAGUAUCCCAUAUUAAUUACCACAGAAACCCCCAGUGGAGAACUUUGCUUCUUGAAGAAGACAUUUACAGUUAGAGGUAAGAUGCCUUUACACCGCCCUAUGACUAGAAUUGAGCUAAAAUAAUUGCUAAUAAUAAGAUCCUUAAGUUGAUUUAUGAUAUUUUACUUUUCAGCUUUUUGCAUGUUAUGAAGAUUUGUUCACCAACAAUUUGGCCCUGCUUUACAUAAGCAUUUUCUCAAUGUUUUGUAUUUUAAAGAUACAGUAUGUCAGUCUAUGCUUUUCAUAUUAAGAAACAUCUGCAUGUUUAGAAAUUACGUUUCUUGUGAGGAUUCAUGUUACUUAAUAUUUUUGUAGUUUGUAAUUUUUUUACACCAUCUGGUCUUUUGCAUCUCUUGUACAUCCGAAUCAAUGUUUGAAACCAAUUCUCAGAUGAGCCUAUAUUACACAUUUUCAGUAACGUGUUUGAGAAAUGUACUUGUUUCCCUUCUUGUUGAUACCAAUAUUUGUGUCCUGAGGGACAGCUGCGGGUUGUCUGCCAACCCCGCUGCUCAUCUUCUUUCAUAUGUUCUACAUACAUUUUUGCCCCAGGUUUCAGGAAACAAAUAUUUAUUGAAAGUUAGUGGGGUGAAAUACAGUCAUGAGUUCCUUUGAAGUUGAUUUUUAUACACAAACAAUUUCAACUCAGUCUUAAAGUGCCCCCUUGUGUUUGGAACAUGUUAAAACAGUUUCAAAGUGAACACAUCUUCACCAAUGGGUUUUUAUAAUGCCUGACACAGAUUGCUAUGAAAAAAUCAUUUGAGUCAAAAUAUUUUGAUGCAUGGAUUACAAUUGUGUAGAUAUGCGAUAUGAAAAACUAAUUACCAACAUAUCCUCAGUAACUUCCCUUGACGAGGGCAUUAUGUAAACUUAUACUACCAUAACUGGCAAACCUCAAUUAUUUAAAUGAAAACCAUUCAGUUAUGAUGAAUCAAUCCAAUAAUUACAAAUAAUUUCCAUAUGUGUAAGCAACUAUUCUUUUUUUUCUUCAUUUCUACUUUGGAAAAUGUUUACAGUAUGUAUUUGUAAAACAGUAUGCUGCCUGUUUGUAGAUGGUUUCAGUAGAGCAUAAUGACAAAUUAAGAAUGAUUCAAGUACAUCAUACAACUGAUUAUUGUUCAGUAGGUUUUGUGUUGUAUGAAAUGCUUUAAGAAAUUGAAAUGAGGAAUUGUGCAAUAGGACAGACCCACCAUUUCAGAUUAGAGACAUAUCCUUGAAUCAGCAUCUGACCAGCAUUUAGGAUUCAUACAUGUACUUAUUGUGUUUUUAUUUUAAAGUGUAUAGCUUAAAUGGGCCUCUGGUAUUUGAUAUGUGGUUGAACAUAUCAAAUCUGCAUUCAUUCAUAUCACAAUCAGUAGUCAUGACAAGUCAUCUCACUUCAGUGCACAGCCAUAGACAGCUAAUAAAAGGUUUUUAAACUCAGGUCCUGUUUAUAAGCAGAGUCACUUAAGAACGUAAUCAUAUAUGUUGAACGUAUAUAACCAGAAGCCAGUGUUAUAAUGUUUGGCUAAUUUAUCAAUAGAUAAGAUGGACGCUUUUUGUUAAACUAAUUUCAAAACCACAUUGAAUUAAUGAAGAGAAUGAUAAUUAACUUCAUGCUAGAUUGACCUAAUGACUAAUUAGUCCAGUACUUAUUUGUGUGAAGGUUGAGCAUCUAUGUACAGCUCUUCCAACUCAUGUACAGUCUGCAUUAAAGUGGUUCCCUAUGUCAUACGGUGGGGUAUGCUGACGUAAGAAGAUAUUGUCUUCAACAGAACGAUAUUUACAACCGACAUGAUGAGUUGUGGUCCUCUCUUAGGCUGGUCCCUCCACUGGGCAACUGAGGCUAGACUUCUUCAACUUAGAAGAGAGUUACAGCUGUCUGCUCUGUUAACAGUGUGUGUCUCUGUGCAUGUGUGAUUACCAGUGUGUGUGUGUGUGUGUGUGUGUGUGUGUGUGUGUGUGUGUGUGUGUGUGUGUGUGUGUGUGUGUGUGUGUGUGUGUGUGUGUGUGUGUGUGCGUGUGUGUGUGUGUGCGUGUGUGUCUUUCUGCAUGUGAGAGUGUGUGUGUGUGUCUUCCUGCAUGUCUUAAGAGUUUGUGUGUUUGUGUCCAUUUAAGGGCAUAUGUCUGUACUUGCAUAGGAGAGUGUGUGCAUAGGUUAGUGUUUUCACAGCUGUACACAGACUAAGUCUCGUGACUUUAAAGCGGAGGUGUGUGUAUGAUACAGUAGUUGCUUAAAAACACGCAUUUUGUGCAAACGACCAAAUAUUUGCCGUUAUCUUAAGGUGAGGAUAGAAGAGAGCUGAUUAGCAGUGCCAGAGUAGUAAAGAGGUCUGAUGCUGAACAUAGGGGCCCAGAAGAAGGAACACAUCUAUAACCUACCUUCACAUAUCAAAACCAACAAAGAUAAGUGGUGUCUUCCUAACAUUUAGUUACUAUCAGACCUGCAUAGACUGUAUGUCUACAAAGUGAUUUUACUUGUUUAACAUGAGUGAAAUGAGAAAUUAAAUGUUUUUUAAUGCAACCUUAAGGUCCAUAUAUUAUUUACAGAUGCCACAAUAUGUGAAUUAUAAUGUUCUAUGUUUUUGAUCCUUGACUUUCUGGCUCCUUUUGAUAGUGAAGUUUAUCUAUGUGGUGCUAAUAACUUGUUUUCCUCCUGAAAAUAAAUUAUACAUUUCGUGCCCAGUGCUUUUAUCUUACACAA